AUGGCGAUCCCUGACGAAGUGGUGCAGAAGGUGAAGGGCAUCAUCAGAGAGGCAGAGGAAGGCGAGCGCUUUGUGAAAAGCGUUCAUGCGGCUUUGAAGGAGUUGGAGGCAAGUGGCCACUUGUACAAGCUGGUGAUCCACAACCGGCAUGUUGGAUGCCACCCCCUAAGCAGGGACGGGAGUGGCAUCAACGGUGUUGACGUCCACCAGCUCCUGGACGACAUUGUGACGUGUGAGCGCCAUCGCCGUGGAAGUUCAGGACAACUCAGAGAUCAGCUGAUUCUUCGAGGAGGUGUUUUAGCCCGAGAGGUCACUUGUGAAAAUCACAGUGGUCGAGCAUGCGACGAAUGGGGCAGCAGGAAUUUGACAAGGCCAACACAGCGGAAGCAGUGGCAACCUGGUGCCAUCAAGUUCUCAGAAGCGGCACCCAGCCGGGUCACGGCAAAACAGGACAUCAUCAACUCCUUGGACGAGCUCGAGAGCCUCUAUGGCAAGAGACACCCGCUGGCAACCAUUGUCAAUUUGGAUGCUGCUUUGCCAGAAGACAUCCUGCAAGAAUGGCGCGCUGCAGCACAAGCAUGGGUGGCGGAAGGCGUCCUGGUCAGGCUUUGUCGUGGAGCGCUGCAACCAACAGUGUCCGGUGAGCGCCUGAAGCGAGAAGUCAUUCCAAUUCUGCUUGCUUUGAGACGAGUGGCAGCCUAUAUGGCAUUCAAAACAGACUCUGCCACCACUGGGCAGAUCUUCAAAUCGUUCAAGAGCUGGCAUUGCCAUUUUCCAAAGGGCAAAGCCUUGCAGGGCAUAGACUCCGGGUCAGAAGUUUCAAGGGGCUCAAUCAAGGAGAGUGAGGAGAUGGCGAUCAGUUCGCUUUCUUUGCUCUUUGACGGAUCGGCAGACAGCUUCCUGCUGAAGCAGCUUGCAUCGGACCCGAACGCAAGUGCAGAAGCGCUGAUUCAGUUGCCUGAGCUUGCCAAACAGGAUUUCCUCAAUUUCGAAGUCAUCAUGGGGGCUUGGCACUCGGAGAACCCGCCUGCAGACCCACCAGCAGCUUCCGAGGUGCCGGCCACAGAAGCACCAGCAACACCGGCAGCAUCAGUGAUGUCGGUGACAACACCACAGAAGGUGGCGCCGGAGGAAAUGACUGAGAAGCCCGAGCUAGUUGCUGAAGAGUCAGAAGAACCUCCGGGGAGCCGUGCCAGUGAACUGUGGCCCGACUUGGUCUUGCCCACGGCGACUGCAGACUCCCUUCUCACUUUGCCGCUGCAGACCCAAGAGCUCAUCCUCAGUCAGGCCCAGACACGCGUGCUGACUGGAACUGCUUCUGUUGAACGUUGGCUCAACCAGGUGGCCUUCCAAGAGAUGAAAAAAAGGGCCAACCAGUUGCACAUAUACAAUUUGGAGCGCGCCGUGAAGUUGAAUGUGCAAAGCAGCACUGGUCACCGGACAGGUUGCCAGUUCAAUCCUGAUAGCUUACUUGACGGAAAGCCACAAGAGGUCAAGGCCAGCCGCUUUCGUUUGGCAGCAGCCGCCUUGUAUCGGGAAUGGUACGGGGAGAAGGACGCACCUGCUCGUCGAGGAGGGCCUGGAGACCUUUCGCGACCAGCUUUGGGAAAUGUCCGCACAGCGGAGCGCAGCUCCACAUCUAUGAAGGCAGUGUUGCAAAACCACAGCAAGUCUGUGGACUUGGCGGUUGCUGCGUGCGGAUCUUCGGAGGCCAAGAAAGACAUUGGGCGAAGCAUCGACAGAAACGAAACGAAAGAGAGGAGGGCCCAGGCGCUUGGGUUGGAGGCUGCCGCCGCCAAACGGCCCAAGAUUGCAGAGGUUGUUGCUCAGCAGGCACAGGUCAAUGAAGUGCAGCUGCGAAUGGCGAAGGAAGCCAAGCCUGGGGCCAAGCCUACGUAUGUAGAUGCUCGUGGCGGUUUGUACAAACAGCUGCACAUCCAAGCAGAUCAACAAUCCAAAGCAGCACCGCGCUUGCCUGGGGCGGGGGUCAAAUUUUUUGUUGACUGCAAAAUCGAGAAACUGCCUGACAGAUUCAGGCGUGUGGACAAAGUCCGGUUAGCAGAUGUUUUGGCGGUGGAAGAUGUGAAAGAAGCACUGUACACCAAACAGUCCUUGCUGGCGGCUUUAUGGCCUCAGUUAACCAAGGUGCUGUUGCGUGAGGCGGCUCGACAUUCCAAUUCAAGCAGCAAAAAACUUGUUGUUGCCCAGGGCACCUUGCCCGAGAAGUUGCAGAAGCCAAGGCUGUCGUAUCAAAUCUGUGCAGACACGGACUCUGAAUCCACCAAAGACACAGAGCUGCGCCUGGCUUCGCUAGGCAAGGGCCUAAGCAGGAAAAGCAUGGGGGCCGGGAGGCUGCACACCAAUGAAUCUGUGCAGAAGGUCGUGAAGUGCUUGGAGGAACAGCAUGAGAGGAUGUCAAGUGUGCAGUUCUCCCAACUUGAGACCCAGCUGGGCUACAACUGGAAACCUUCAGGCCUCCUCCGGAACCCAACUUACGGCCUGGUGAUCCCUGAAAGCAUCACGUUCGAUUGGUUCCACGUCUUUCUGGUGCAUGGGAUUGCCAAUCGUGAGUUUGCUUUGCUGUGGGCAGCUCUCAAAGGGGUUGGGCUUUCAACCCGGCUAGAAACUUUUCUGGCGUCAUUUGAGCGGCCCAAGCAAUUUCAGGGCUGGAAGCCUAACAAGAUCCUUGGGAAACGGGACACAUCAGUGGAGCCACUGAAGUGCUCAGCCAGUGAGCUGCUCAGUGCAUAUGGGACCAUUAGGGUCUUCAUCAAGCACUUUGUCUGCAUGCAA
Messenger RNA from Cladocopium goreaui, 2793 nucleotides. The record is from the annotation of a GenBank genome assembly. NCBI's taxonomy places the organism in Eukaryota, Dinophyceae, Suessiales, Symbiodiniaceae.